AACAUAUGUCAAUUUGUGCGCCAAUUUUUCUUCUAAACUAAAUUGAUGGGAUAAUAAAGUUUGUUGUUUAACAGCAAAACGAAAUUUUUUACGAGACGUGUCCACUGAAUGAAACAUAUUAAAAGUGUUUAGUUGGGAUUAUUAAGUAUAAAGUCUAGGACUUGAGUAGCGUCGUGUUCGUCUUACCAGCAUAGAUGCCAUUUGUUACCACUUACCACCGUUCAGAAUUAGGGUGAUGGAGGCGUCACCAGACGCUCCAAGACGCACCCGCGCUGCACUGGCAGAGAUUCCGGCACGAUUAGACCGCCUGCGCGUUACUCCCCUGCGGCCCCUUACCAACACCAGGGAGGUAUCGCCGUCCCUCCCGCCAGGGUACCUUAGCCCUGCGCCAUCACCUGAUGAGUUCCUGAUCCAGCAAAGAGGUCGCAAACGUCUGCCAGUGACAUGGUCGCCCGACAUUGAUUUAAAGCGUUCAGCUUUUCAGUCUACGGUCCGCACACCACCUAAAAAUACACCAGGACGAAACUCACCGCCUAGGCUUGGUGUAACAUUACGUUCUACCCCAAGAAAGCGUCUUCUAUUAGGUGAUGUUGAACGAGUCCCACUCACCCCAGAAAAGAUUGACUUUAGCGACAUUAGUACGCCGCAAAAAUUUAAAAUCACAAGCCCGCUCAAAUUUACUCCGCCUAUAAAGCGAUCUCGUCUGGAACAUACCUUCGAUGGAGAAUUUAAGGGGCCGCUAGACACGGCUUUGAAAGGGCUCAGUCCGACACAGCUUAUACACAUGAUAAAGAGAAUAACUCAUAAACAUCCAGACAUUGAACAAGAUAUACGAAAAGAAAUGCCGACACCCGAUUUAUCACCUUUGGAGGAAAAACUAUCUUAUCUUAAAUCAAACAUAUUUAAAAGCCUUCCAACAUCACGCUUGACAUCUAAGACUGACUCCCCCGCUUAUUCGCGGGUCGCAACCCAUCUCGCUGCUUUUAAAAAGUGCCUCAUUGAGCAAGGAAAGGUUUUGGUUGAUUCUCAACAUUGGGAAACUGUUAUGAAAUAUGUAUUUCUCGCUUGGAGUUAUGUAAGGGCUACACCGGUUUGGGAUAAUCAGCCUCAUAAUGCGCAGCGAAAGCAGUGCUUUAAAGCGCUAACAAAUUUCUGUAUGACGGCACUCAAAAAGGGUGAUUUUGAUAGCUAUUUUAUGGCAGAUGUUCAAGAUAAACUGCAAGGCAUGGAAGCUGAUAGUGAAGAGGUCCAAUCUUGCCUUAAAUAUGUUCAAGGACAUUUGCGCGAUCAUUAGUUAAAUUAAUGUAAUAAUGCAGAAUGGUAUUUUUUGAUGAAGUGGUAAUGCCACAGGAUAAUGUUUACGAGAGGUUAUUGAAACCUCUUUGAGGCUUCAAUACUUUUUAAACUUCCAAUACUGUAAAUCUAGGACAAUCAAAUUAAUUUUCUUUUUUAUUUUGCUUAACAAUGAUUCAUUGUAAAUAAUUUGAUGUAAAAUAUGUGCGGUUUUCACUAUUAAUGAUGAAUUUUGUUUGUUUUUUUUUUUACAUGUUAGAUUUAAGAGCAAUGUAAUUAUUAUGAGCACAUAGUUUUAAAAUCUUUGAAAACUUGUUCUAUGUAAGCAAAUUUAAAUUUCUUCUAUUUGGAAAAUAUUUUACUUUUGUAAUAUUAUCUUUAAUAUUUUCAUUAACUUGUUAGUAGCAUUAAGAUAUGAAAUGCCAAAUACACUUGUCAAUGAGGGAUUUUCAAUUAAUUCUGUUUAAUAAAGAUUAAUUCACAUUAAUAAAUAAUACUAAGUGUCACUUGGUUUUGAUUUCAUAUUAUGUUUAAAAAAAAGCUGAAAAUCCCUUAUAAACUCUUUUUAACUCGAUGUAAAUUAAAUAAUUUUAGCAAAUAUUAUCUGUAGCAAAACCCAAUAUUAAUUUAGAUUUUUUUUUUAUAAUUAUUUUGUCUUUUAUUUUGUAUGAAAAAGGAGGCCUUAGAUAAAAGUGAUUUAUCCUCGAUAUAUGUAAGUGUAGUAAUUAAUAAUUGGAUUUUAAUAAUUGGUUACUUGUUUAGGUUUAUUUUAAUAAAUUGUAAUGUCUGUAAAAGUUGUAUGUAAAGUCUUAAAUAGUUCCGGCCUUAGUUCUUUAUGAAAAAUCAAGAAAUCAGUUAGAUAAUCCAUAUCUGAUUAAAUUCAGUUUAAUUAAAUAGUCGUACCGUUUUAUCCUUAAAGACAGAUGAAAUAAGUUUGCUAUUAGAAAUGUUUUUUUUUUCCAAUAAAAUGCGCAAACAGUUUCAAAAAAAAACAAAUUGAACCAUACUCCUAAUACGGAACGUUAGUUACAUCAUAAAAUAAUAUUAUCAACCUUGUCAUGCAUUUUUGACAAAAUUAUAAAACAAAAGAACUGUCCUACGUAACAUGGCGAUAUAAUCUGUACCCUGUCGGCACAACUAAAAGCCAUUAAACUAACAAUUGAAUUGAAAAAAAAAAAACUGAUUUAUUAAUCAAUCAGUAAAUUUGACAAAGGCGGGAUAUUUGGCGCCCUUUUCAGUUUGACACAUCAAAAACAAAUGAGUCUGGGAUCGGUUCUUCUUAAAAAUCAUAUUCGAUAAAAAUGUUUUUAAUGUUAAAACUAUGUAUUUCACAGUGUGCCUUAAAAUGUACCAAUUUUUUUUUUUAAUCGAUCGUAGUUUGUUUUAUAAACAAUAUAUCCUACGAUAUUCUUUGAUACCAGUUUGAAUUAUGUAUAGAAUGUAAGGUAAACAUUAUUUUCCAAUAAAUCGUGUUGAAUAAUA
This is a messenger RNA of Vanessa atalanta (red admiral), 2775 nucleotides long. RefSeq lists its product as uncharacterized. Gene Ontology annotation, biological process: proteasome localization; nuclear protein quality control by the ubiquitin-proteasome system. Gene Ontology annotation, cellular component: nucleus. Bases 236 to 1294 code for a protein of 352 amino acids. The record is from RefSeq and is a predicted model, not a curated record. Lineage: Eukaryota; Metazoa; Arthropoda; Insecta; Lepidoptera; Nymphalidae. The transcript has 4 exons.